Molecule: messenger RNA, 1968 nt
Organism: Hydra vulgaris (swiftwater hydra)
Lineage: Eukaryota; Metazoa; Cnidaria; Hydrozoa; Anthoathecata; Hydridae
Product: ATP-binding cassette sub-family E member 1
Biological process (GO): translational initiation; ribosomal subunit export from nucleus; translational termination
Molecular function (GO): ribosomal small subunit binding; ATP hydrolysis activity; iron ion binding
Source: RefSeq, a predicted model, not a curated record
UUGUUUAUGGAAGAUUUUAUUUCUCUUUAGAAAUGGCUGCCGUCGAAAUGUGUGUUAAGAAUAGAAGUUGCUAAUUAUUAUGAUUAAGUCUAGCAAUUAGGUAAAUAACACAAGUAGUCUAAAGUUUAAGCAAGAUGAGUAAUACUUCUACUCAAGAUAAGUUAACACGUAUUGCUAUUGUCAAUUCAGAUCGUUGUAAACCAAAAAAAUGUCGACAAGAAUGUAAGCGAUCUUGUCCUGUUGUUCGGCAAGGAAAACUUUGCAUUGAAGUUGUUCCAACUUCUAAACUUGCAUACAUAUCGGAGCAGCUUUGUAUUGGUUGUGGUAUUUGUGUGAAGAAAUGUCCAUUCGAAGCUAUUACUAUUAUCAAUUUGCCAAGUAAUUUAGAAAAAGAUACAACACACAGAUACAAUGCUAAUUCUUUUAAAUUACACAGGCUACCAAUGCCACGUCCAGGAGAAGUGUUGGGUUUAGUUGGUACCAAUGGUAUUGGUAAAUCUACUGCUCUUAAAAUUCUUGCAGGAAAAUUGAAACCAAAUCUUGGAAGAUUUUCUAAUCCUCCUGAUUGGCAAGAAAUUUUGCAAUACUUUCGUGGUUCUGAACUGCAAAAUUAUUUUACUAAAGUUUUAGAAGAUGACUUAAAGGCAAUUAUCAAGCCACAAUAUGUUGAUCAAAUACCGAAAGCAAUCAAAGGAAACGUUAUUGAAUUUUUAAACAAAAAAGAUGAAACCAACACAAAAGAUUUGUACUGUGAUGAGUUUGAUUUGCAGCAUGUUCUUACAAGAAAUGUAGAGGAACUUUCUGGAGGAGAGCUUCAAAGAUUUGCAUGUGCAGUGGUGUGUGUUCAAAGUGCCCAUGUUUAUAUGUUUGAUGAACCUUCCAGUUAUUUGGAUGUCAAACAAAGACUGAAGGCUGCCAAGGCUAUUCGUAGCCUCUCAAAAUCAGAUAAAUAUAUUAUUGUGGUUGAACAUGAUUUAAGUGUUCUUGAUUAUCUCUCUGACUUCAUUUGUGCAUUGUAUGGAACACCAGGUGCUUAUGGAGUUGUGACUAUGCCUUUCACUGUCCGAGAAGGAAUAAAUAUUUUUUUGGAUGGGUUCAUUCCUACUGAAAAUCUUCGAUUUAGAGAGGAAUCUCUUACAUUCAAAGUUUCUGAAAAUGCAGAGGAUGAAGAAAUCAAGCGUUCCCGUAGAUACUGUUACCCUUAUAUGGAGAAAACAUUAAAAAACUUUCAACUGAAAGUGCACGAAGGUCAGUUUACUGAUUCUGAGAUAAUUGUCAUGCUGGGAGAAAAUGGCACAGGUAAAACUACUUUUAUUAGAAUGAUGGCUGGGUUAUUACCACCUGACAAUGAAGAGACUGUUCCCCAACUCAAUGUUAGCUACAAACCACAGAAAAUAAGUCCUAAGUCUAGUGGCACUGUUCGAAUGUUAUUACAUACUAAAAUAAGAGAUGCAUAUAUCCACCCUCAGUUUAUUACUGAUGUUCUUAAACCUAUGCAAAUUGAACGCUUAUUUGAUCAAGAAGUCCAAAAUUUGUCUGGUGGUGAAUUGCAGCGUGUUGCCCUCACUUUGUGUUUGGGAAAGCCAGCAGACGUUUAUUUGAUUGAUGAACCGUCUGCCUAUUUGGAUUCUGAACAACGUUUACACGCAGCAAAAGUCAUAAAAAGAUUUAUUCUGCACGCAAAGAAAACAGGCUUUGUUGUAGAGCAUGAUUUUAUAAUGGCAACCUACUUAGCUGAUCGAGUAAUAGUAUUCGAAGGUCAGCCUUCUAUUAGCACAAUUGCAAACUCUCCUCAAACGUUGCUGAGUGGUAUGAACAAGUUCUUAAUGUCUCUUGAGAUAACAUUCAGAAGAGAUCCUGCUAACUACAGACCGCGUAUUAAUAAAAUGUUUUCCGUCAAGGACCAAGAGCAAAAGAAAAAUGGGAAUUAUUUCUUCAUUGACAAUGAUUAAAUCUUAAAACAUUUUA